Messenger RNA from Helianthus annuus (common sunflower), 663 nucleotides. RefSeq lists its product as uncharacterized. The transcript has 3 exons. Lineage: Eukaryota; Viridiplantae; Streptophyta; Magnoliopsida; Asterales; Asteraceae. The coding region runs from base 1 to 663 and encodes 220 amino acids. The record is from RefSeq and is a predicted model, not a curated record.
AUGGAAGACGUGCUUUGUACCGGAAGUGGCUUGAAUCAAGAAAUGGCACUUUUAAGACCCGGAGAUACACGUUGGAAUUCCCACUACAAAACGCUUUUGUUAAACAUUAUGGAAGUUCUUGGAUGUAUAGUAGAAACGGGUCAAACUCUUCCUUGUGGUGGACAAGCGAACAAACUUCUAGAGGAUAUGAAAAAAUACGAUUUUGUAUUUUACAUACACUUGAUGGAGCAUAUUCUAAACAUCACACACACAUUGUCCAAAUGUCUACAAAGAAAAGAACAAGAUUUGAUGAAUGCAGUUAAACUGGUUUCUUCCACCAAAAACCAACUUGAAAAGUUUAGGUUGGAAGGAUUUAAUGAGUUCUUGGAGAAGUUAACUCUUUUUGUGACAUAUUUGCAAAUUCAAGAAUUUGGGAACCGUUUUAACGAUGUAACAUCGGAACCACUUCUUUGUAUGAGUUGUUUGAGUCCGUGUGAUAAUUUUAGUGCGUUUGACAUUCCAAAUAUACUAAAACUAGCCGAAAAGUAUCCAUAUGAUUUUGAUGAAGCCGAAAAACGAAGGCUUCCGGUUCAACUCGGAAACUAUAUUGAUUUUGUGAAAAAAGAUAAACAAUUCGCCAACUUUGAUGGUUUAUCAAGUCUUGUAAGAGAAAGACUUGCUUAA